Synchytrium microbalum is the source of this 351-nucleotide messenger RNA. RefSeq lists its product as uncharacterized. Lineage: Eukaryota; Fungi; Chytridiomycota; Chytridiomycetes; Synchytriales; Synchytriaceae. The transcript is spliced from 3 exons. The record is from RefSeq and is a predicted model, not a curated record. The coding region runs from base 1 to 351 and encodes 116 amino acids.
AUGGCCACAGAACGCAUAAUACUAAACACUCCAAAGUGGUACUAUCUCUCUGUAUCUCUAAUAUCCGAUCCGCCACAUCCACUGGACGAGCUCUACUUUAGAAAUGCUAUGAGCAUGGCUCUACGUGAAGCUUUUGGCAUCUCGGGAAUGUCAACUCCACUCGAUCUAUUGAGAUUCGACCAUCAAGCUCAACACGCUUUUAUACGGAUACCCCAAGUGUAUCUGAUACAGGUUCAAUCUGCCCUUACUUUGCUACAUUCAUUGGACGACAGAACGUGUCGUUUUCAUGUGCAUCAAGUCUCGGCUCAUCUAAUGUCUUUGGCUGUUGACAAUAGAGUCAUAAGGGUAUAG